AUGGUGGUCCACCAGAAGACCCACCGCGAGCGACCACACCCUUUCCAGUGUCUCCAGUGCAACAAGACCUUCAUCUGGAAACAGCACCUGGACAAUCACACCCACACCCACAUGGGGGAAAAGCCCUACCAGUGUCCCGAGUGUGAGAAGCGCUUCGCAGAGAAGUCCAGGCUGACCAACCACUACUGGAUCCACACCGGGGAGCGGCCGUACUGCUGCGGGCAAUGCGACAAGUGCAUUGUGUGCAUCCACCACCUGGUCAAGCACCAAAGCAGUGUCCACCAAGCCGGAGCUAAGCUGUACUCCUGUUGUGAGUAUGGACAGAGGUUCGGCCACGCCCAGGCCUUCCUCAGCCACCAGGCCAGCCACGCCAACGGCAAGAGGCACCAGCGCUGCACCGAGUGCCUCAAGACCUUCACCCGCAGGAAGUACCUGCUGGAACACCAGCGUGUGCACAUGGGAGAGAACUCAUACGCCUGCCCACACUGUGGCAAGCACUUCCAAUACAAGCAGUCACUAAAGCAGCAUCUGCACAUGCACUGGAAGCAACUGCCACCAACACCACCUGGGCCUGCCAUGCCACCAAGCUUGCCAGUCACCAACCCCCUGGAGAAAGACCCUCUCUUUGAGGCCAACCUACCCAGUAGGACCUGA
This is a messenger RNA of Thamnophis sirtalis, 654 nucleotides long. NCBI's taxonomy places the organism in Eukaryota, Metazoa, Chordata, Lepidosauria, Squamata, Natricidae. The record is from RefSeq and is a predicted model, not a curated record.